AACCACUUACCCUUUUGUUUUUCCUAAUUUCUCUUACAUCUCUCUCUUUUGAGCACGCAUUCAAACACACUGGGAUAUAGUUUCCCAAAGCAAAUGACUUGGGUGUGGCAUGUGUGUCCUAUGACCUGGCGCGUCAUCCAGCCCCUCGAGAGGUUUUAUCUACACCGGAACGCACCUUGUGUAAACAGACAACGUUAGAUUUCGACAUCUACAUAAAAUGUCUUUCAGAAAGAGCUCUAGCUAUACUAGAACCCUUCAUUAAACCGUGAAAGUUCAGACAGAUUAAGCCAGUUUAGUAUGUAAUCUCUCUUGCGAUCUUUUUCUAUUUGAAGUGAACAAGGACAAACAGCCUACAGGAAUAAUGAAGUUUCAAAAUAUUAACACAUUUCUUCUUGUGUUGGCUGGCAUCUCAGUAACUGGACUCAUUUUUUUGGGCUACAGCUCCACAUCAUUAAGAUAUAAAGAGAAAAGAUUCUGCCUCAACCUAACAAAAGAGCACCAGGAAAACUCGAACUUGCAAUCACCACAAGGGCUUUCAUACAAACAGCCCAGUGUAGUAGGCCCAGAUGGCAAAGUUGUUCCUGUGACACCAUGGUUAUCCCCAAUUGUAUGGGAAGGAACUUUUGAUCCAUUACUGAUUGAUUCGAUCUACAGACAACAGAACAUCACCAUAGCAACUACAGUCUUCGCUCUUGGAAAAUACACACAGUUUCUUAAAGAUUUCCUGGAGUCUGCAGAGCAGAAUUACUUUGUUGGAUUUCGUGUGCAUUAUUAUCUGUUCACUGAUCAACCAGAACAGGUUCCUGAAGUGAAACUGGGUGAAGAACGUCAGCUGACGGUGUUGAAAGUCCCUAGUUCUAACAGAUGGCAGGAGAUCACUUUGCGCAGGAUGGAAAAGCUGGAGAAACUGAUUGAAAGUCGAUUGGUCAAUGAAGCUGACUAUGUUUUCAGCCUUGAUGUGGACACAAAGUUCUACGGGCGAUGGGGGGCAGAGUCUUUGGGUCGUCUUAUAGGUGUGAUACAUCCUGGUUACUAUCAAACAGCACGUGAACAGUUCCCAUAUGAGCGCAGGCCCGAGUCUCAAGCAUUCAUUCCUUAUGCUGAGGGUGAUUAUUAUUAUGGUGGAGCUGUGAUCGGUGGCUUAGUGAAAGAUGUAUAUGAGGCUGCUAAAACCUGCCGGGAGCAACUGGACAUUGAUGCAGCUAAAUCGAUUGAGGCAGCAUGGCAGGAGGAGUCCCAUUUGAACAAAUACUUCCUUUAUAACAAACCCAGCAAGGUGCUCUCACCAGAAUAUCUGUGGCAGGACUUCAAACCUCACACAAAUGAAGUCAAAAUCAUUCGCUUCUCUCAAGUUAUUAAAAACUAUGCUGCAGUUCGUCCAAACCCAUAACAGCUGUAAACUGUCACAUAUUUAUGGACUUUAUUUGGAAUAAGUAUAAAAUAUGAAUAUCAGGCAUGUAAAUUUAACUGCAGUUCUUGAUUGUCUAACAAAACCUGUGGCCAAAUAUUUAUUCAUUAGCUAUACAUCAGCAUUUGUACUACUGCUUUCGAAGGUUAUUUGGAUGCAAUGCAUAAAACUGCAGGAAAACAGUUUUAUAAUUAAAUUGAAUCAAGGAGAGAUAAAAACAGUCAAGCAUUAUUAUUAUACUAUAACAGCUUGAGAAGAGUUUUAGAUUUUUUUUUCUCUCGCCGCACUGCCAUAAAGAGCCAACUGAUCCCAAAUGCUGGUUCAUGCUUACUUUUGCAUAGGCUAAAGAGAAGGCAAAGAAAGGCACUUUGCAUAUUAAAAACCAACAACACUGCUGAAAGAUCUGAAUGUUUUCCAUUUAUUCAAAAUAAACAUGAACUAACGUUAGAACUGCAGUAGCAUUGGGAAUGUCUUGUAUAGGGUUGCAAAGGGGUGGAAAUUGGUAUGUAAUCUGGGGAAUUUUGGAAAUAAUUCAAGUUGGAAACUUAACAGGAAUUUAUGGGAAUUCAUUGGAAAUUUUGGGAAAUUUAUAGAAACUGUAUUAUAUACAAAAAUAAAUAUAAACAGUGUGUUUGGUCAUAA
Messenger RNA from Cyprinus carpio (common carp), 2050 nucleotides. Its product is annotated as globoside alpha-1,3-N-acetylgalactosaminyltransferase 1-like. Gene Ontology annotation, biological process: carbohydrate metabolic process. Gene Ontology annotation, cellular component: vesicle; Golgi apparatus; membrane. Lineage: Eukaryota; Metazoa; Chordata; Actinopteri; Cypriniformes; Cyprinidae. Gene Ontology annotation, molecular function: hexosyltransferase activity. The record is from RefSeq and is a predicted model, not a curated record.